AUGUACAGCUCGUACGGAUCUUACAGCUCGUUGAGCUCGGUAGCGCAGCCACUCGACAUCGCGCCGUCCAGCUACCUGUCGCACAGCUCGGCCUCGUACGGCAACUGCGCCUUUCCCUCGUGGCCGCAGCGAUCCUCCCUGACCGACUCCGCGCACGAGCAGCGGGCGUCGUCUUACCUGUCCGACGACGACCUGUUCCCCUGCGAGGUGGUCGAGGACGACGCGCACAGCAUCGCGAGCGCCGACAGCACCGCGUCGACGUCGCUCGGCGCGCAUGAGGAGGAGAUGCUGGCGCGGCAACAGCAGAAGAUGGCGAUGCAGCAGGAGGCCAUGAAGUUCCUGCUGGGCGAGAAGGAGCGCCGCCGCCAGCAGGCCAAGCGCCAGCGCCGCAGCGGAGGCUCUUGCGCCAAGAAAAGCCCCAAGAACAAUGGUGGCGAUCACAUGUCUGCUAUCACCGAGUGA
This is a messenger RNA of Anthostomella pinea, 462 nucleotides long. The record is from the annotation of a GenBank genome assembly. NCBI's taxonomy places the organism in Eukaryota, Fungi, Ascomycota, Sordariomycetes, Xylariales, Xylariaceae.